CUGUUUCAUUCAAAGAUGGCGUCAGCUGUGGAGCCAUUGGUCUCUGGCUGCAUUUGUCGGGCUUGUUGUUGUCUGUGUUUCGACCGCGUUCUGGCACAUUCUCCUCUGCCACUCGACCCGAGAUUCCGGUUGCAGGUGCUUUUAAAGAAUAUUUAGUGGAUGUUCAGCCUGGACUGAGGGAUCUGUUCUGGACCACCUGUUCCAGCAGAGUUAGUACAAGUUGAGACGAGGGCCAUCAAGGAAGGACUGGACUACUGAACUAUAUUCUUACACUUGAAGCUGCUUGAGUCCCAUAAUUCUUCACAAAGAUGCUCCAUCUAAACAGAAAACACUAAGCACCAGAACUAAGGAUUCUACCCGACUGACUGUUGAGACGGGCAGUAAAUAAGACGGCAAAGGCUCUUUUCAGCUGGCCUAAAGGGAAAAAGUGUCUUGCAAUUUUGUUUUCUCUUGGAGUAAGUGCUGUGUCUGCCAGUUGCAUAGCUUCCCUCUUUGCUUUGGUGUGGCCACCCUUCACGCAGAAGGGUCACUGGGAUAGUGGGAUCUGUUUUAGGUUGGGGGGGUGGGUUUAAGGAGCCUAUGCUAUGGUGAUCUGCUCCCUCUCUAACAGCUUCUGCUUAGGCACAAGGAGACUUUCUGCAUCACCCCGGGACAAAGGAUAGCCUCCUAGACGAAAAACAAGGAGGAGGAGGUGGAGGACAAGGCAGCGCCAGGGCUGAGGCCACUGGGUGCUUCCUAACGGUUGUAAAAGUGUGUUGGGCCUUGGCCCAACGGUAUUGCAGCAACCAUGGUGAAGCUGGCUAACCCGUUAUACACCAUUUGGAUAUUGGAAGCCAUCAAAAAGGUGAAAAAACAAAAGCAGCGGCCGUCUGAAGAGCGUAUCUGCAAUGCUGUGUCAAUAUCCCAUGGGCUUGACCGCAAGACGGUCCUGGAGCACCUUGAGCUCAGUGUUAAAGAUGGCUCUGUACUCAAGGUGUCCAACAAGGGCCUCAACUCUUAUAAGGACCCUGAUAACCCUGGACGUUUAGCGCUCCCAAAGCCCAGGGUGGCAGGAGGUGGAGGGAGUUCUUGCACCUCUAGCUCCACCAAAAAACCUGGUUUGGACUGGAACAAGCUAAUCAAGCGCUCUCUGGAGGGGCUUCACGAACCAGGUGGAUCUUCUUUGAAGAGCAUUGAACGCUUUCUGAAAUGCCAGGCUGAUGUUGCAGGUUUUCUAUCUGGCAGUGGCUCUAUGGCGCCAGGCCUUUUCCACCAGCAGCUCCGGCUGGCACUGAAGCGAGCUGUCGCUCACGGGCGGGUUGUAAAGCAAGGCCCACUCUUCCGGUUGGUAAGCAGGAGUUCUCAUAAUGACGGGACAGGGUGUGUAUCUCUGGAUUCUCUGCCACCAGUGCGUCUGCUGCCCCACGAACAGGAUCGGCCUGUGGCAGAGCCCAUACCCAUCUGUAGUUUCUGUCUGGGGACCAAGGAACAGAACCGCGACAAGAAGCCAGAAGAGCUCAUCUCCUGUGCAGACUGUGGAAACAGCGGUCACCCAUCUUGUCUGAAAUUCUCUCCAGAGCUCACGGCACGGGUUAAAGCUCUGUGGUGGCAGUGUAUCGAGUGCAAGACCUGCAGCAGCUGCCAGGAUCAAGGAAAAAAUGCUGACAACAUGUUGUUUUGUGACUCCUGUGACCGAGGUUUCCAUAUGGAGUGUUGUGACCCUCCACUCAUGCGAAUGCCGAAAGGCAUGUGGAUUUGUCAGAUCUGUCGGCCGAGAAAAAAGGGAAAAAAGCUCUUGCGUGAAAAAGCAGCACAAAUCAAACGGAGAUACAAUGCACCACUGGGACGGCCGAAGGGCAGACCGGGCCGCCCCUUUAAGAAGCUUCGAGGCGGUGGGCGUGGCAGGAGAAGACGAGGCGCUGGAGGCGUGGACCGGUGCUCACAAGGCUCCUCCUCCCCACACUCUUCCUCAAGCUCCUCAUGUGAAGGCUACCCCGGUGAUGAUCGCAUGCUGUUCUCUCUCCGCGAAGAAGAUUCCGAGCAGGGUGGCUUGCGCUUCAACAAAAAGACAAAGGGCCUAAUUGAUGCCCUGAGCAAGUUUUUUACGCCAUCCCCAGAUGGGCGGAAAGCACGCACUGAAAUGGUGGACUAUUCCCAGCAAUACCGCAUCCGCAAGAAGAACAACCGCAAAGGUGAACAGGAUGACAGGACAGGAGACAAUCAGGAGUCUAGUGACAACUGGCGGGAGGACGAAGACAAGCUGCCAGGACACGAGAACCUAACUGAGAAAGACGUGGAGCUCUUCAGACACAUUCAGGAACUGGCACUACAGAAAGUCGGUGUGACUGGGCCACCUGACCCCCAGAUGCGCUGCCCAUCAGUCAUUGAGUUUGGGAAGUAUGAAAUUCAGACGUGGUACUCUUCACCAUACCCACAGGAGUACAGCAGGCUCCCUAAACUCUACCUGUGUGAGUUCUGUCUGCGCUACAUGAAGAGCCGCAGCAUUCUCUACCAGCACAUGCGAAAGUGCAACUGGUUCCACCCACCUGCCAACGAGAUCUACAGGAAGGACAAUGUGUCCGUGUUCGAGGUGGACGGAAAUGUCAGCACAAUAUACUGUCAGAAUCUGUGCCUGCUGGCUAAGCUCUUCCUGGACCAUAAGACACUGUACUACGAUGUGGAGCCCUUUCUUUUCUAUGUGCUCACACAGAAUGACAAUAAAGGCUGCCAUCUCGUUGGAUACUUUUCAAAGGAGAAGCAUUGUCAACAGAAGUACAACGUAUCCUGCAUCAUGAUUCUUCCACAAUAUCAGCGCAAGGGCUAUGGGCGAUUCCUCAUUGACUUCAGUUAUUUGCUGUCCAAGAGGGAAGGCCAGCCGGGCUCACCAGAGAAGCCGUUGUCAGACUUGGGCCGGCUGUCCUACAUGGCAUACUGGCGUAGUGUAGUGCUGGAGUGCCUGCAUGAGAUCAGAGACAGACAGCUUACCAUCCGCAGACUCAGCAAAUUCACUGGAAUUUGUCCUCAAGAUAUCACAGCCACCCUGCUUAAUCUCAACAUGCUGGAACAGAGGGGAGACCAGGUGGUUGUUCUGCGAAGAGAGAAACUGGUGGGUACUCACAUGGCCCGACUAAAGGCCAAACCUCGUCUACUUGAAGUUGAUCCAGACUGCUUGCGCUGGACUCCUGUUAUCGUCACCAACACAGUGGCAUCUGAGGGAGAAGGGGAUAAUGAUGAGGAAGAAGAGGAAGGAGAGGGUGAAACUAACAAAGUUAUUAAACACAGCCACAAGCCUCACUCUCCACUCUCUUGGCAUGUGCCAGGAGAACGGGAAAAGGAGGAAGAGAAAAAAAGCUUCCCUACAUUCCCCAAGAGCCAAAGCUCUCCUCCACCCUCUUCUGUUUGCAACAGUGUACUCAGUCCUGAACGACCUUCCCUUUUUCUUCCGGCUAAUGGGGAACGUAGGGGACCUGGACGCCCUCCCAAAAACUGGUUAUGGGGCAAAGUGAAGGAUGCACCACGCCCAGGGCCUGGACGACCUCGCAAAGUAAGGCCGCCAGAGGAUGAAGAUGAGGAGGAGGAGGAGGAGGAAGAGGAUAGAACUGACAUUAAUAAGGUCACAACAUCAUCACCAACCCUGGCCUUAGAAAAUGAGUCUGACUCCACAUCAACCUGUCCCUUGGAGGCUCCCAGGCACCCUGCUGUUCCUCUCCCACGCAGCAGAGGGCGGCCUCCACAGAAGAAGCGUGGUCCAAAACGCAGGCUCAGUGAGGGUCCUGAAGGUGGCCUACCAUCGUUGCCACACACCACAAGGCUGAGUGAAUCCGCUCCAGUCCGACAAGCCUUUUUCAAUGAGAGCAGUGAAGAUGAGGAUGAUGAGGAAGAGUUAAGGACUCGUUCGCCACCUGUCCUCUCCAAGCCCACAUUAGGGCUUAAAUGCAAGUCCCAGAAGCCCUUACGAAAGCGGCGUGCACGUCAGCGUAGCCACCCCCACAGCAGUGUAGUGACUGAGACCAUCUCGGAAACCACUGAGGUUCUGGAUGAGCCAUUUGUGGAUUCAGAUUCUGAGAGGCCCAUGCCCAGACUAGAAGAGGAAACUCCAUUUGGCAACCCUCUCCGACGCUACACAGCUGCCCGAAAACACAUGGAGCCUGCCCCCAAGGGCAUCAGCAGAAGCAAUCUGACUGAAUCCGAGGAUGAUGAUCCCACUCCUGUGCUGAAGCCAGUUGCUGGCCUGAGAAGGCCUGAACCUUCAGAAACCACAACAACUGAGCUGCCUGAGGUCCCAGUAAAAAAGAAGAAAGGCUGGCCUAAGGGCAAGAGUCGCAAGCCAUUGCACUGGAAGAAACGUCCAGGGAGGAAGCCUGGUAGUGGUGUCAGUCAGACAGUUGACUCCAAUUUUGCAGUUCCAUCUGUAGAGGACCCACCGCCCCCAAAGAUCAAGUUGAAACCUGGCAGGAAACCUCGCAGCUAUUACCUGCAGCGGGCCCAAGAGGAGGCAGCCAGACAGGAGUUUGAGCGGAACCAGCUCUCUCAGCAGCAAUUAGAUAAUUCAACACUGGAGGACAAGGCCUGUAAGAAAACAGCCAAAGCCUUAACAACUGAUCUCAAACCUGAGAAGCGGAAAGACUCAGAAGAAGAAGAAGAAGAAGAAGAAGAAGAAGAGGAGGAUUUCCUUCAGAGCUUUAGACAACCAUCCAAACCCAAAAAGCGAGGCCGACCACCAAAAAAUGCCAGCCUCCCUCCCCCUGUACCAAAACCACCUACUUUGUCUGAACCAGAUGAGGAAGACGAGGAGGAAAACAGACCAUGGGUAGUGGAGAAGACUAGCCAUCCACCUUCUUGUACCAUUUCACAGUCUUGCAGCACCAAGGUUCCUCAGCCAAGAGCUAACACAGACAUGGCAGAUGCAGAAGAGUAUGAAGAGCAUGAUGAUGAAGAUUGUGAUAACAGGGUUAGUCGGAGAACAGCAAUGACACCAGGCUCAGGAAGCCGGCGUAGUGAUGAUCAUGAUGCAGAUGAUGAAGGUGAUGGUCGUAUGGAAGAGAAAAGUGACAGUGGCAGCAGCAGUAAGAGGAGGAAAGGUCAAGACUUUGAGGAUGAUGAAGAGGAGCAAGAGGAUGAGGAAGAAGAGGAACCAUCUUUGCCGGCUCACUCUCCACCCGUGAAAGAAGAACCACAAAGCAGUGAAAGUUUUUUAGACAUGCAGGGGAAUGUGGCCCAUGACUAUGUCAGCAAACAGGAGGAGGGGGAGGAAGAGGAUGCGGAAGAAGUGGAAGAGGUUAAGACUGGCUCUGUUGAUAGUCAGGAUGAACGGAGACGACGAGAACAGGAGGAAUCUGCAGCAGCCGCAGCAGCUGUAGAGACAGUAACCACAAUCACAGCUCCCUCUGAACCACUGGACUUGCAGCCUCUAAAUGUUGAGGACAAGGCUGUGCUCUUGAUGGACACAGACAACUCAAACCAGCAGCCCGAUUUUAAAGAUGACCUAAGCCACAACCAACACACGCACCACCACAGUAGUGAGCUGGAUCUGGAAACUGUGCAGGCUGUUCAGUCACUUACGCAAGGCGAGGCCCAGGAGGAGGAGUCAGAGUCCCAUGGAGCCUACCAGGACUGUGAGGAGACACUGGCAGCCUGCCGCACUCUCCAGAGCUACAGUCACGGUGAGGGAGAGGAGGAAACAUUAGCCUUAGUGGAGGACUGUGGAGCCUCCCAGCACAGUCCCAUGCCCAACGCAGCAAUGCCCACUUUAACGAACCAGUCUGUGCGUUCAGUCAACAGCCCUGGAAUGACUCCUGGUUCUAUGGAGACUGGACCAGGAGUGCCUGGUCCCACAGGAACUGGAGGGGGAGCAGGUGGAGGGUAUACCCAAAUAACCCCGGAGCACCCCAGCUCUCUAUCAGCUCCCUCACUGCAAAACAUGGAGACAUCUCCCAUGAUGGAUGUGCCAUCAGUUUCUGAUCAUUCCCAGCAGGUGGUGGACAGUGGCUUUAGUGACCUGGGCAGCAUUGAAAGCACCACAGAAAACUAUGACAAUCCAAGUAGUUAUGACUCAACUAUGGGCGGUGGUGGAAAUGGAGGAGGGAACGGAAGUAAUGGAGGUGGCAUGUCUGCGGCAGCAGCAGCAGUGGUGGCUGCUUCCUCAUCUUCGUCAUCUUCAUCCUCUAGUUCAGUCACACCAUCAUCAUCUUCGCAAGGCAACAGCUGCUCCUUUGUCUCAACCCCUGGAAUGACUUCCUCCAGCACAGGGGUUGGCUCUCAAAUCACCAUGGGAAGCUGUAGCCUUAUCCAACAAGCAGGCCCUGGGCCUACCAACGGACCUGGAUCUAACAGUGGUAGUGGUGUCCCACAGCCUCCACCCCCACCACCUCCCCCUUCUACCAACACUCCAAGUUGUAAUAUAAAGUCUCCACAAGGAUGUGUCAUUGAAAGGCCACCAAGUGCCAGCCAGCAACAACAGAAGAAGGUGUCGCAGCCUCCUCAACAACAGCAAAACCCCCAACCCCAGCCUCCACCCUCUGCUCCACCACCCCCUCCACCUCAGCAGCAAGCACUCUCACAGUGCAGCAUGGGCAAUGGCUUCGGUUCCACACCCAUGAUCAUGGAAAUCCCUGAAAGUGCUGGCAGUGGAGGAGGUGGGCGGACUUUAUAUGACCGUAUGGGCCAGGACUUUGGUCCUGGAGCCUAUGGCCAGCCCUCUGCAACUUUUAGCUUAGCCAAACUCCAGCAACUUACCAACACCAUCAUGGACCCACACUCCAUGUCUUAUUCGCAUUCUGCAGCAGUCACAUCAUACGCUACAAGUGUUUCUCUGUCCAAUGCAGGGUUGGCACAACUUGCAUCCUCUCCGCACCCAUCCCUGCCUCAGGCUCAGCCCACUAUGACCACACCUCCAAAUUUGAGUUCUGGCUCCAUGAACCUUGGCUCUCCCUUGAUUCAGUGCAACAUGCCAGGGCCUAACAUUGGACUUCCUCCCCCACCCCAUACACAGCGAUUGCAGGGCCAAAUGGCCACCGUGAAAGGCCACAUUUCGAUUCGGUCCAAAGCCUCUCAAAUUCCAGCUGGCUCCCCUCACCAGCAGCAGUUGUACAGUCGCAGCUCUGGUGCCGUGACCAUGCAAGGUUCCCCACGCACUCUAGCAGUGCAGCGUGGGAUGAUGCCCAACCUCAUGCCCACACCUGCUGCCUACAACUCUAUGAACAUGAAUCCACUCAAUGCUGCCAUGUCAGCUGGUUAUCGCAUGCCGCAGCCUAUGAUGAACAGUGGGUACCACAGUAACACACCCUAUAUGAACCAGCCAGCCCAGUAUCCCAUGCAAAUGCAAAUGGGCAUGAUGGGAGGGCAGGCCUACCCACAGCAGCCUAUGCAGCCCAAUCACCAUGGUAACAUGAUGUACACGGGCCCCUCGCAUCACAGCUACGCUGGCGUCCCCAAACAGUCGCCUUACAUGAGCAGAUGAGCACUAGAGAACAAGUAGAGGGAGAGAAAGCUGAGAGAUGUUUUCACUGAACUGCAUCUCUACUUUAUUAAUUUGUAUCCACCCUCCAAAGUCAGGGCCUAAAGGCAAGUGAGCUUGGUGGAGGACGAGGACAUAGAGACUGCGACAAUUUAUUUUCCUUUCUAAAAAUUUUGUCGUCAAGCUCUGUUCCUUUAGGUUCAUUUCCCAAUUGCCUGAGUUGGGAGAUGAGACAUGAUCUGGGAUGAUCAUGGGAGAUGACCUAAUGGACCUUUAUUGAGGCAAUUGUCAUACUCUCACAGAUUGCCCCUAUCUGCCAUUGGUGUACCAACAGGCUUGGGUCCUCCAAAGUGUCCGUCACUAUCUAUGAGACAAAGGGAGCGAAGCAUUAAAGCAGCUAUAGGUGAAGUGUACCUAACCUUUCAAACUGAGAAACAAAUACAUUUAAGCUGUUAAUGAACAUACAUUGAAUCAUGCACACAAUCAUUCAAAUGAUAUAGGAAGCCUUACCUAAAAAGAGACAAAAUAAUUGUAGAUGGACUUUCUUUUUUUUUUUUUAUUAUAUUAUAUUAUUGUUAUUUACUUUAUUUUGAAUAUGUUCUCUCAUUUUUUCAAUGACUGUUGAAAUGCUUGUGUUUAAGUCUGACCUUCUCAUGCUUUGUGUGUGGCUGAUUCAUGCUCGCUCGCUCAUACACUCACCCUGCACAUAAAUACAUUUACUCAGAUACACAGCUCUAAAGCCACUUGAUGUGCUUAAGUGGAGGCACUUGAAAUGGGGUUCUAGUCUGGACACACAAGGUGUCCAUUGUCUGUAAAUCUGUGUCUUCCCAGUAUGGAAUCGUGCAUAUCCAAAAUUUACAGUGGAAAGAACCCAAAACAGAGGUAAAAACUGCAUCAUUUGGAGUUGUAUAUGUCUAAUAGUAAUGACCAAGCGUCAUUCUCCGUACAGUAGACUGGACCGAGAAGAAUUUCUUUGAAUCUAGUUAAUGUAAAUAUUCUGGUACUACCUGGUUCACAGCACAGACUGCGCUUUCACAAACACUCCACAGAUGUCACUACAGGGCGCAGCAGUCUCAUAGAGUGCAGGUUUUUAACUUCAUUCUACAUAGUGCACCAUACACACACAGUGAGGAGGAUAAAAGGGUGUAACCACACAGGAACGUCUGCAAAGCAGUCAGCUAUGGCUGUUAGCAUUGUAACUGUGCAUAAAAAUGAGGUUAAUGAUUCCUUCUAAAGUAGGCCUUACUGUGGCACCAGUAAGUAGUGCUCGUCGAACUCCAGCUGAUCAUGCGGGUGUGAUGUCAGCUGUUUGUAACGAGGAGAAGUUGUAUAAAAAAAAAAGUAGAUCUGUGUCUGCAAUGCACACAUGGACCAACACACUCAUACCCUGGAUAAAGGUUAAAGUGCAUGAAGUUCUGAAAUGGUUACUGUUUUAGGACAAUGAACAGCGAAUUUCUUAAUGAUCCAGUAUUCAUAGUCAAUGAGAAAUCUUUCUCAAAGACCUGACGUUAUAUAUAUUAUUUGUGUGCUUAUGUUUUUCUGAAUUUUAUCAGACUGGGCAGCUUUCUUUUAUGACACAAGCUGACUCUUUUUGACUUUAGAAGACUUAUUGUAGAGAAAAUGUUUUUUCUAAAAUAUAAAAAAGAAAAAUUCUGACAUGGAUAUUGGUACUGUCAUUUUUUUCACUUCUGUUUCAGGAAAAAAACUGCAUAUUUUUUAGCUAGACUCUUGGGGUAAUAUUAUUAAGAAAUUCAAAACGAAAAAAAAUUACAACUCACUUUUAGUGAAUUUAAGAUGCCUUUAACCUUUCCAUUCCAUCUCAUCUCUAGAGUUUUCUAUCUUUGUGUAGUAUAUUAAUGCUAUUUUAAAACAAAAGGAAAAGCAGAUAUCUAAAGGUCACUUAGCGUUAUUUUCUUUUUCUUGGUUAUUGUGUGUAUAGGACAACUUCCUUAAAUCUACGAGGCAUGUAAAAAUGAGCUCAGUAUAUUUCUGUCUGUUUAUAUUGCUUACCUUUUCGUAUUCUUUGUAAUUGUACAUGGUGAGUUGUAAGCUAAGAGAGAGCCUAGUAGCCGGAGAAAGAGAGAGAGCCAAGCUUGGGCGCUCGGUGAUGGUCGUAAGCGUCCACCUUCCACUCCUCUCUGUUUUGUCCCUGUAUGUAUUUCCAUUUAUUCGUUUCUUUUUUUCUUAGCAAGUACUUUCAAAGAACUGUACAUUAUAACAUGAAACAAAAAUAAAUUAUGUUGAGCCAUUUUAUUUGUUAUUGUAUUUUUUUUAUUUUAUUUUUGUUUACUACAGGUACAUCUUUUCAGGGAUUUCACAAUUUUUCCCUUACAGUGCUGUGCAAAAGUAUUUGCCCCCAUCUUGAUUUCUUCUGUUUUUUGUUUUUUUUGUGUGUAUUUUUCAUACUAAAUUGUUCUAGAUCUUCAAACGAGAUAUAACAUAAAACAAAGGCAACCUGAGUGUAAACAAAAUACAUUUUUUAAAUAUAACUUUUUAUUGAAGCAGAAAAGUUAUCCAACACCUAUAUCACCCAUGUGAAAAACUAACUGCCCACUUAAACUUAAUAGCUGGUUGUGCCACCUUUAGCAGCAACAACUGCAACCAAAUGCAUCUGAUAGCUGGAGAUCAGUCUUUCACAACACUGUGGUGUAAUUUUGGCCCACUCUUCUUUGCAGAACUGUUUUAGUUCAGCCACAUUGGAGGGUAUUCGAGCAUGAACUGCCCGUUUAAGUUCCUGCCUCAGGAUCUCAAUCAGGUUCAAGUCAGGCCUUUGACUAGGCCACUCCAAAACUUUAAUUUUGCUUCUUUUGAGCCAUUCAGAGGUGGAUAUACUCCUAUGCUUUGGAUCAUUGUCUUGCUGCAUAAUCUAGUUGCGCUUGAGCUUCAACUCACGGACUGAUGACCGGACAUUCUCAGAAUUCAUGUUUCCCUCAAUUAUUGCAAGUCGCCCUGUCCCUGAAGCAGCAAAGCAUCCCCACACCAUCACACUACUACCACCAUGCUUGACCGUAGGUAUGAUUUUCUUUUUGUGAAAUUUUGUGUUUGAUUUACGCCCGUCUUCCAAACAGUUCCUGUUUUGACUCAUCAGUCCACAGAACAUUCUCCCAAAAGGUUUCAUCUAGGAGUGUUUUGGCCAAAUUCAGACAAGCCUUAAUGUUGUUCUGGGUUAACAGUGGUUUUUGCCUCACCACACUUCCAUGGAUGGCAUUUUUGGCCAGUGUCUUUCUGAUAGUGGAGUCAUGAAUGGUGACCUUCAUUGAUGUGAGAGAGGCCUGCUGUUCCUUGGAUGUUGUCCUUGGCUUUUUUGUGACUUCCUGGAUGAGUCGUCGCUGUGCUCUUGGAGGAAUUUUGGAAGGUCGGCCACUUCUGGAAGGAUCACUACUGUGCCAAGUUUUUUCCAUUUGGAGAUAAUGGCUCAUUGUGGUUCUUUGGAGUCCUACAGACUUUGAAAUAGCUUUGUAACCCUUCCCAGACUGAUGUAUAUCAAUCACCUUUUUCCUCAACCUUUCUGGAAUUUCUUUCGACCUUGGCACAGUGUGCUACUGGGUGAGACCUUUUAGCCAACUUCAUGCUGCUGAAAAAAUUCUACACUGCAUGCACAAUUAUUAGGCAAGUGAGUAUUCUAAUCUUAUUUCCAUGCACAUUUUCCAACUCCAAAUCAUAUAAACUUUUCAGGUGAUAUGUAUUUUUGUAACGAGGGAGGGUGUGGCAGAAGUGACUAAUAUCUAAUAUGUGCAUAAUUAUUAGGCAGCUUCAAUACCUCAGGCAAAAUGGGCCAAAAAAGAGAUUUAACUGGCACUGAAAAUCAAAAAUUGUAAAAUGCCUUUCAGAUGGAUGAAACACUCUUGAAAAAGCUAAACUAUUGAGGCGUGGCCAUUGGACAAUCAAAACGUUUUUUGUUGCGAAUAGUCAACUGGGGCGAAAAAAAUGCAUGGAGAAGAAAAGGCGCAAAUUAACUGCAAAAGACUUGAAGAAUUAAACGUGAAGCUACCAGGAACCCAUUAUCCUCCAGUGCCACCAUAUUCCAGAACUGCAACCUACCUGGAGCGUCCAAAAGUACAAGGUGUCAAGUGCUCAGAGACAUGGCCAAGGUCAAGAAGGCUGAAAAACAACCACCACUGAAUAAGAUUGAAAGGAGAGUGACUCUUGAUGGACCAGAUGGACGGGCCCGUGGCUGGAUCACUAAUGGACACAGGGCACCACUUCAAGUCAGGCGCCAGCAAGGUGGAGGAAGGGUACUGGUAUGGGCUGCUAUCAUUAAGGAUGAGGUAGUUGGACCUUUUCGAGUUGAAGGUGGACUGAAACUCAACUCCCAAACCUUCUGCCAGUUUCUGGAAAGUACUUUCUUCAAGCAGUGGUACAAUGAGUAGUCCUCAGCAUUGAAGGCCAUGAUCUUUAUGCAGGACAAUGCUCCAUCACAUGCAUCCAAGUACUCCACUGCUUGGCUAGCCAGCAAGGGCCUCAGAGAUGCCCAAAUAAUGAAUUGGGCCCCCUUCCUCACCUGAAUUAAAUCCUAUUGAGAACUUGUGGGCUCUUCUCAAACGUGAGAUUUACAGCAAAGAAGACAAUACACCUCUUUGAACAGCAUUUGGGAGGCUGUGGUUGCUGCUUCAGCGAAAGUUAAUCAUGAACAGAUCAAGAAACUGACAGACUCCAUGGAUGGAAGGUUCAUGGCAGUUAUUGAAAAGAAGGGUGGCUAUAUUGGUCACUGAAUAUUUUUGAAAGGCCAAAAAUGUUAUUUAAUUGUCAUUUUGUGUUACUGUUUGUUGCACUUACUCUCAAAAUUGAGAGUAAACAAUUGAGUUGGGAGAAACUCUUUUUGUAAUUUAGUAGCCUAAAAAUUGUGCACACUAAUAGUUGCCUAAUAAUUGUGCACACUUAUUCCCCUGAGAAAGGCAAAACUCACUUUUCCUUUGUUAAACAUUGAGGUUUGAGGUUCAAUAACAUUUUGAAUUGACAGAGCAUUGUGUUUGUUCAACAAUAAAAUUAAUCUUGAGGAAUACAGUUUGCCUAAUAAUUGUGCAUGCAGUGUAUUUAGGUGUUGAUUUGACUGAACAGGGAUGGCAGUAAUCAGGCCUGGGUGUGUCUAGGACAGCUGAACUCCAUUAUGAAUGCAGUUUCAGAGAUUUGGGGAUUUAUUAACUGAGGCAAAUACUUUUUAACACAGGACCAGUUAGUAUUGGAUAACUUUUUGCUUCAAUAAAUAAUAUCAUUUUAAAACUGUA
Myxocyprinus asiaticus (Chinese sucker) is the source of this 12660-nucleotide messenger RNA. Its product is annotated as histone acetyltransferase KAT6A-like. The transcript has 17 exons. Gene Ontology annotation, cellular component: nucleosome; MOZ/MORF histone acetyltransferase complex. Gene Ontology annotation, biological process: nucleosome assembly; regulation of DNA-templated transcription. The coding region runs from base 788 to 7438 and encodes 2216 amino acids. NCBI's taxonomy places the organism in Eukaryota, Metazoa, Chordata, Actinopteri, Cypriniformes, Catostomidae. Gene Ontology annotation, molecular function: DNA binding; histone acetyltransferase activity. The record is from RefSeq and is a predicted model, not a curated record.